UGUGCUCCUAGUGAACUAAGGUUGGAUCCGAUGGUUUGCCACUUGCAGAUGAGAUCCUGUGCUCCUAGUGAAUUAAGGUUUGAUCCGAUGGUUGGCGACUUGCAGUUGGAUCCCACCGGAUUUGAAGAUUUGCCCAGGUCAUGUAUAGCACUUGUUCUCUGCUUUCUUUCUCCUAGAGACAUAGCCAUAUCAGCUUGCGCUAAUCGCGCGUUCCGAGGUGUAUCUCUUUCGGAUGUUGUCUGGCAAGCCAUGUUGCCAAAAGAUUAUAAUGAAGUUCUUGCAAAGGCAAAGGACGGCGCACGCGCCUUCGAUUCUAAGAAACAAAUCUUCGAUUAUCUCUGCAGCAAGGUCCUUCUUCAAAAUCAUGAGUUCUAUUGGCUAUCGAGGUCGCUUGGAGGAGUUUGUCGAAGUCAAGGCGCUGAAGCCCUAGAUGUUGUAUGGGGUUCUGAUGAUCGAUACUGGGAUUGGCUUCAGCGGAGUGGUUCCAGUUAUGACAAAUCGGCGUAUCUCAAAGCAGUCUGCUGGUUGCAUGUUAAGGGGAGCAUGGAGUGUUCCCUACCAGUCGGCAAGUACACUCUCUCGUGGAGGUUUGCGUUGGAACAGAAUGAGUAUGGGUUUACCCGACGCGGGGGGAUUUGGCCGCUUGAGUUUUCGAUGUCAGUCAAUGAUCAUGAAACUGUUAAGAGUUUUCAGACUUAUUUGAGAGAUGGCCAAUCCUCAUACGAAGGUGAGCAUUCAUCCGAUGACGAAGAUCGAGACGAAGUAGACACUGACUGGAAAGAAUUUCAUGUUGGAGAUUUUUCUGUAGAAGAGGGAGAAAAAGACUCCCGAAUUGGUCGAGUUAAACUGCAAUACAGUCUUGUCGAAACUAGAGGAGGUAUUUAUAAAAGCGGUUUGUGGUUGGAUGGUGUUGUGAUCAUGCCGAAGCAGAAAAGAAGUCUUUCUACCUUUCUGUGGUAGCUACAAGGAAUGGAAUAGUAGUGGAUGGAUGAUUUCAUUGUCAUGCCCGUGCAACCAGGAAUAGAAUAGAUAACUUAUGAAGUGACUUGAGCCGAUCUUAAAGCAAUCGGCAUUACUGCC
This is a messenger RNA of Marchantia polymorpha subsp. ruderalis, 1080 nucleotides long. Lineage: Eukaryota; Viridiplantae; Streptophyta; Marchantiopsida; Marchantiales; Marchantiaceae. The record is from the annotation of a GenBank genome assembly.